Girardinichthys multiradiatus is the source of this 2300-nucleotide messenger RNA. RefSeq names its product ras-related protein Rab-35-like. Bases 728 to 1357 code for a protein of 209 amino acids. Gene Ontology annotation, molecular function: GTPase activity; GTP binding. NCBI's taxonomy places the organism in Eukaryota, Metazoa, Chordata, Actinopteri, Cyprinodontiformes, Goodeidae. The transcript has 7 exons. Gene Ontology annotation, biological process: endocytic recycling. Gene Ontology annotation, cellular component: plasma membrane; endosome membrane. The record is from RefSeq and is a predicted model, not a curated record.
CUGAACGCGGCAUUAGAUGAGCAGCUCAUCACCAGCCGCCGUCAGUCAGUCAGGUGUGGCCGCCGCGGUGGGAAGCAUUCCGACCGGAGAGAGCGCUGUUCCAGCGGGCUGUUCCAGCGGGCUCCACCGAGGCUAAAACUAGCGUCUGCCGCGGGGCCUGUUAACAAUGAGUACCGAGUCCACCAGAUGACCGAAGUUCUCUGCAUCCUGCCUUAAAGAAGCGAGAGCUUUGUUCGUGUCUAGAAACAGGAAACGGAGUGACCUCAGCUCACCACAAGAGAAAGUGAAGUGAAAUAAAGGGAUUGAUUGAAGGAACAGAAAGAGGAACGCCUCAUUGUAGAUGCUUUAAAGAAACGAUGCUGGAGCAGUGAUUUAAAUUCAUUACCAAGACUAGAAAAUGCCUCAGUGAUGGAGUAAGUGUGGAUCCAGAAUCCUGCUGUGACUCAAGUGGAAAUCCUCUGCAUGGAUCUGUAACCUGACGUGGAAACAUGCUGCCCGCCGCAGCUCCUGACCACGAAUCUUAAACAUUGCGGCGCUGCGGAAGUGAUGUGAAACUUAAGCCAAGCGGAACAAGUGCAGCAGAUUCUACUGGAAAUGUCCCCACCCUGAAGCUGGUGACGUUCGGAGGUGGAAGUAAACACAAAGUGCAUGUGCACCUGGAGAAGGCAAAGGUCACCUCCUCAUAUGAAACUGGUUUUACUGGGAAAGUCAAUAAGAGGCCAUUCAGAUGGCAGGAAAAGACUACAAUCAUCUCUUUAAGCUGCUCAUCAUUGGAGACUCCAAUGUGGGGAAAAGCAGCCUCCUCCUCCGCUUCGCAGACAACUCCUUCUCUGGCAGCUACAUCACCACCAUCGGGGUGGACUUUAAGAUCCGAACGGUGGACAUCGGCGCAGAGCGUGUGAAGCUGCAGAUCUGGGACACGGCAGGGCAGGAAAGAUUCAGAACCAUCACCUCAACGUACUACAGGAACACCCACGGUGUAAUCAUUGUCUACGACGUAACAAACCCAGAGUCGUUUGUCAACGUGAAGAGGUGGUUGAACGAAAUCUCUGAUAACUGUGACACUGUCUGCAAGAUCCUGGUGGGAAACAAGAACGACGACCCAGCCAAGAAGAAGGUGGACACCCAGGAUGCAAUGCGAUUCGGGGAGUCGGUGGGUGUUCGUGUUUUCGAGACAAGUGCCAAAGAAAAUAUAAAUGUAGAAGAGAUGUUUAUGGCUUUUACUCACAUGGUGCUCCGAGCCAAGAAGCAAUGUCAGGACAGAGCUCAAAGGGAACGGGAGCGCGAGAAAGACACUGUCAACAUCAAUGCCCAGAGAGACCGUGACCGCCGGAAGAGAGGGAAGAAAUGCUGCUGAGACAGAUAACAGAUGGGACUGUUUUGGUCGUUAUUCAUGGUUUAACCUGAGGGAUUUAGUCUGCAGCACUGACCACAAGUAGCGGCUCUGAGGACCUAAAGGAGCACUCUGGUGUUUUUAAUGUUUUCUGGGCCCUCAUGAUGUGUAUGUUUGUUUCUAAAAAUUGCAUUAAAUGUUCCUGAUAGAUCUGUCUUCAUCUUCAUGCAGAUGUUUGAGGAAAUAUGAGCUGAACAUCCUUACCGCUGCAUAUCCCAAUUCAUUCAGAAAUAUUAUGUUCCAAGUUAAAAGAUAAAAACAGGAGACAGGUUGUGGGUUUUUUUGGGAGCAUGAUGGAGGACAAAACUGGACAUGAAAUGAUCGGCUUUAAUAUCAAUAAAGUCAUUCUCAGUAAUAUAUGAAGCUUUGACUUUCUCACCUGAAGCUGCAUUAAUGAAACUAAGCAUCUUGUUUGAAGGUUUUUGGAGGUUUGCAUCAAAUUAGCUGAUUUUAAAAUUUAAUGAGAGCUGAAGCUUUGGGAAAUCUCUCCCCCUUCCAACACUAAAUUCAGCAUUAAAUACUUCUGUGUGCAGAUACGUUUUGACUAACAAUCCUUAAAAAAGAACCAUAUUCUGUUGAAGUGAUGCCUGCACAAUCUUUCUGGUUUUCAGAUCAGACUUGACACUCGUACUGUGAUAAUCUGAGUUUCCAGACAUUUGGUCUGAUUGUAACUGAAACGGGUAAAAACACCAGUCUGUUCCUUUAACUUCACUCCUGAACCUGUUACUUAAAAACAGAACAAAUAUCCUCCAAAAGGGAACAGUUUGUUACUAAACUAACUCUUUAGGGUGUGAUGAGUUUAGUAAUCUGCCAUAUUUCAGUGUACAGGAUUAAUCCCCAGUGAGUUUUAUUUUUUAAUGUUUGCUACCAUGAAUGUUUAAAUCCAAAUAAAGCAAUAAAUCUAGUA